Molecule: messenger RNA, 2376 nt
Organism: Rotaria socialis
Lineage: Eukaryota; Metazoa; Rotifera; Eurotatoria; Philodinida; Philodinidae
Source: the annotation of a GenBank genome assembly
AUGGCAUGUUUUGAGCCUGUUGUUGUGGCUUUUGGUUCGAGCAAAACUAUUUCUACACUUAGUUUGCGACUUCCAGUUUCUUUUUCAUUGACUACUAAUGAAGAAUCGCUUGAAGAGCUCAUUACCAUUGACCCACCACUGUCGAGUAAUAAUUUAAAGCGAUAUUUUGUAAUACUUCUCGAACCAAUAAGCAACGAUGUUCUUGAACGUCUACAAAUUAAUCAUCGUGUACAAGCUGUGUAUAGUCGAGACAACUUAACAUGUGAAUCAACGCAUAAAAAAAGGCCGCAAAUUAUGAAUAAACAGUUACAACAGUUUACACUCGAUUUAACAGCAGAUAUCGUGCAAUUUUUUAAAAUUGAGAGUGAAAAACAAACAAAAUUAGAACGAUUACAUUUAGUCAGAGUAUACUAUCGUCAAGCACGAUUGCUAAAAGAAUGGGCUAUGUCGUUUGCUAAAGCGGAACCAUGCCAUAUUUUACUCAUUCCAUUGAAUAGUAGUCGAGAAAAUUUGAUCAAUGCUGAAGAACGACUACAAAAAAUAUGUAACCAAUUAAAUUAUUCUUCUGUAAUAAUUCGGACACUCGAUAAAUAUAUUCCUUCGACGGAUGAACAACGUUCAUGUCUGCUUCCCUAUUCUGAAGCUCUAUUCAAUCAUGAAGAUCCAAAGUAUAUCUGCGAAUUACUUAAACGAUUAUCCCCGUUACGAUUAUAUUUAUACGGCAAUGAAGAAUUCAUCUCAAGUGGAUGGAGCAGUCUGAUGAUAAGUCGUGAAACUCAUGUCAUGGAAGAUGAAGAUAGUUGGUGUGCAUUCAUCGAAAAUGAAUAUAUUGAUGAUGAAAUCAAAUGGAAUAUCGGACCUAAAUUUGGAUGCAACUGGCAAGUUAAACGUAUAGCUCCGGUGAAUUUAACUGGUCUAGAUAAAAAUCUUCGAUUUCAAUCCGCUCUGCGUCGAGCUUCUAAAACAUUAAGCCAUCGCGAAAAUGAAAUAACAGCAGAAAUAUUUGAUUGGUAUGAUAGAUGUAUUCAUGAGGGAUAUUUUUCAUUAGAGCCUGAAACACCGUCAAAAUUAGUUGAUAAAAUCGACCAAAAGAAAAUAUCCGGCAAUAUAGCUCUCUCUAAAUGUUGCAUUCAAAAUCCAUCAUCCUUUAGAUAUCAUCAAAUUUCAAAGCCUAGAGGAAUGUCAUUUAUUUGGCUUGAUGAUAUUUUAAAUUCAGUAGACAGUAGUCUCUAUGAAAUAAUUAAACCAUGCCAGUGGUGCUUCUUCAGAGAUAUAUCAGAAUGUUUCCAAUACAUUGAACAUCAAUUGCGUCAACAAAAUGAAAUCUUUCUAGUUGUGUCAGGCACUCUCGGUUAUGAAUUAUUUCUGGCAUCUUUUGGUUUCAUGUCAGCGAUUCGAUUCGUCUAUGUUUAUUGCUCUCAAAUUGGUAUUCAUGGGAAUUGGACAAAAUUCUAUCAUCAGAUAAAAGGAGUUUUUAACGAUUCUUCGGCAUUAGAAGAAAAAUUAAAACAAAACAUACAAUUAGUACGUCAAUGCGAUGACAAAAAUAGCAACGAUGUUCAAUUGCAACCUAAAAUAACUACUUGUCAUGAAGAAUUUUAUGAUCAAACAUUGUUUUCCAUACCUAUUACGGUCUACAAUCAAGAGCAAGCUGAUAUAUUCAUCGCUCAUCAACGUACCAUAGACACUCUUCUUUGUUUACCACACACAGAUGAAUCGCGCUAUGAAAUGAUUGCAGAAUUUCGCCGCCUAAAUCAAGACAAUGAAGCAGCUCUUGUUUACAUAGAUAUGUUCGAGCAAACUUAUAAUGCUCAUACUGCUAUCCAAUGGUAUUCGCGUGAUUCAUUUCUAUUUCGUAUAAUUAGUAAAGCACUUCGAUCAAGUGAUGCUGAAAUGAUGUUUAAAAUGCGAUAUUUUCUUGUUGACCUUUAUUUACAACUUGACGGCCUAGAAAAACAAGUGCAUACAUUUGAUGUCUCACCUUUCAAAGAAAAACUUUAUCGCGGUCAAUUGAUGUCAAAAACUGAAUUCGACUGUUUUAAAAAACGUACAGGCGAUAUAAUAUCAAUCAAUACAUUUUUAUCUACAACCACAUCAUUACAAAUAGCACUUGCAUUUAUCGCUGUAUCAUCAGACACCGAUGAUUUUGUUCAAGUCUUAUUUUGUAUCGAAACAGAUCCAUCGGUUCAGCAUAAACGACCGUAUGCGAACAUUUCGAAUUAUUCAAUGUUUAGUGAUGAAGAUGAAGUUUUAUUUGCUAUGGGAAGUUUAUUUCGUCUUCAAUAUAUUGAGAAAUUAGACAAAACGAAUAAUAUAACAGUCAUACAUUUGCAAUUAAUUGAUCAGAAAGACAUUGACUACAAUUUUAUAUCUUAA